UGUACUUACGGCUUUCAUUUACAGUUUUUUUCGUCAGUCAUGUUCGUAGCCUGCGAACACUGCCUAUUUUUGGCGACGUGCGGCGUGAAACAAAAGCCAGAAAUCCCUCCCGUGUUCGCACCGCAGACCUUUUCGUGCAAAAGCUUACGUCAUUCGCACUUUGCUAUUAUGUGAUUGGUCUGUUCGACAGAGCACAAACAAACCACAAACACAAAAGGAAAAGGAUGUGGUUUGGAUGUGAGCAGCCGUUUCUUUGGGGGAGCGUUGCGUGAUAUCCCAAAAAACAGCUGCGGAGGAGACUUUCCUUGCUGUAGCUACCAAACGAAACGAGAAAAUGACCCUUUUCGCGCCUCGUGGCUUUGCUGCUUGCUGCUCCAUCAGUCGCUUCAUAUUUACCACAUCUCGUCCUAGAUUUUAUCAAAAUCGAAGAAACGGACUGCUCAUUGAGUCUACCAAACACUAUACGAGCUUGUCUGGCACGGAACAGUUCAAAAUUCGCCUAAUUAAGACAGAAGAAGAAUUCGAAACUAUCAUCAUAAAUGCGCUGGUGAAGGAAGGCUGGAGGCCAGGUUUAAAAGAUGCUGAAUGUUUCAUGGCUUGUGAUCCAACAGCAGGGUUUGUUGGCGAGUUGAACGGGAAACCUAUUGGCUGUGUGACAAUGGCAAAAUAUGGUGACAGGUUUGCUUUCGCUGGUUGUUAUAUCGUGAGCAAAGAAUACAGAGGAAAGGGAUACGGCAGGAAAAUUAGAAAGGCCAUUUUUGCAAGAGUGAAGCCUCCUCGCAGCAUAGGAAUAAUAUCAGGGCUGCCGCAGGCAGAAGAAAUGAAUAAACGGGAGGGAUUUCACAGUCAGUUUUAUGGCGCACUCUUUCUUUUUAACAUUCCAACAACCAUAGCUUACUUCUCUGAGACAUCGAUAAGAUCACCCGUAAAAAUCAAGGGCGUCGAAGAAGUGAAUUUGCAAGCGUUAUUCAUGUAUGACACCACGGUGUUUGGCUUUGAACGACAUGCGUUCUUGUCCAAAUGGCUUCGAAUGACUGGCAGUCACGCACGUGUAGCCAUCGAUAGUGAAGGUUCUAUCGUGGGUUACACGGUUGCCCGACCAACGUUCAUCAAAGAGAGUUACAAGAUURGUCCGCUGUUUGCAGAUUCAGAGGAAAUUGCAGAGAAGUUGUUGAAAGCGGUGUUUGAGGAGCUACUUCGACAAGAGGAACCUGCUCCUGUGGUUUGCAUUGACGCCCCUACAGAGAAGGCCACGAAACUGUGCGAAAGGCUUCAAGGAAAGAGGUCUUUUGAGUUGGUGUACAUGGUCAUGGAUGAUCUCCCUGACGCAUGUUUUGAUAAAUGGUUCGGUUACACUACGGUUCAAUUUGGUUAAGCUGUCUGUCAACAUCUCACAUUUCUUACCCCACCUCAAGAUGUGAGCAGCUUAGAACGUCUUACAUUUUGUAAACAGCUGUUUGCUGUUGUCGGUAAUUCAGAGAAAAGAUUGCGUUAUUUUGGUGUAGUGUUGAACGAGGAAGAUUUACAAGAGGAAAAAUGUUAGUCAUAUUUUCAUGGGACGAUUGGAACCAGGUGAAAACUGUUUCUUUCAGGUACUUUGUACUUUCAGCCCAUUGUGAAAUCAGAGUCCUGUAAUUCUUUGUAAGUUACUCAUUUCGCAUCGAACCUUUUACUUUUCAGGCACAGCUGUCUUUUUAUAAUUGUUUGUAGAAACUUGGUUUCCAGAUAUUUCACGUAUGUUCAGUAUUCAAGCUAGAGGAGUUUCUUUUUUGCUGCCAGUCGAGUUUUGAAUUUGUGAUAGUUUUCUUUUUGCGGAUUAGCGAACGAUUGUCGUGCUUUAAAUUAGUGUAAUAUUUUCGUUUCUGUUUUCGUUUUUUCAAGUUUCAUGUACCUGACACUUCUCAGUAUAAAUUCAUGGAAUUAUAACAAACAAGUAUACUAAACACGAGCAAACACCGUUGUGUCAUUAUCAGUAUGCCUGAACUAAGCAAACUAUCAGGCGGUACACACCCUUACAAGACGUGCCGUGAUUGGCCGACGGUUUUAACAAAAAAUAGAAAAACCCAAUUGUUUGAGGAGAACGUAAGCAACACUACUGGAGUAAUUAGGCCUAAAAAUACAUUCCUUUAGGUAGAUCUAGUUCAAUAUUGAUGAUCGAAGAUCACUUGGACCCUAAACUGCUCCUAUGAUCAAAUUCUCGACAUCCAUUUUUUUUUUUUACGUUUUCGUACACAGUAGGUCUUUCUCAGAUAACUUGCCAAAUUUCAGUCCAAUGACGAACAUUAGAACUCGCGUUUUUGAGGAACUUUAUUUCCGAGAAUUUACGGCCGCCAUUAAGUUUCUUUGUUUCAAGUCUUGGUUGAGAAUUUGAGUAAAUGAAGUCAUUUGCUCAAAAAUAUCACGCGGGUUGAAAUUAUAAUUAAAACAACUAGACGCUUUGCUGCGUGUACCCAGG
This is a messenger RNA of Orbicella faveolata, 2455 nucleotides long. RefSeq lists its product as uncharacterized. NCBI's taxonomy places the organism in Eukaryota, Metazoa, Cnidaria, Anthozoa, Scleractinia, Merulinidae. The record is from RefSeq and is a predicted model, not a curated record.